This is a messenger RNA of Zasmidium cellare ATCC 36951, 609 nucleotides long. RefSeq lists its product as uncharacterized. Bases 1 to 609 code for a protein of 202 amino acids. NCBI's taxonomy places the organism in Eukaryota, Fungi, Ascomycota, Dothideomycetes, Mycosphaerellales, Mycosphaerellaceae. The record is from RefSeq and is a predicted model, not a curated record. The transcript has a single exon.
AUGGCAACCACCAUCCAUACCAACCGCCUCCUCACCCUCCCACCCGAACUCCGCAACAAAGUCUACACCCUCACUCUCAUCCAACCAACCGCCAUCCAAAUCUCAGAACGCUCCACCGCCCCCUCAACAGCAGCCCAAGGCGCAACUCUCCACUACAACCGCCUCAUCGAACCGGCCCUCCUGUUCUCAUGCCGCCAGAUCCGAUUUGAAGCCCUCCCAAUAUUCUACGGCGAAAACGUCUUCUUCACAGCCCUCAAAGACGCCAUCGCGCCUUGGUUGCUAGCCAUCGGGCCUGCGAAGGCCGGGAUGGUGAGGCACGUCUGGGGUUUUCGACCUUCGAGGUAUUUCGAUUAUGCGUGGGCGAAGGGGUUGGCAGGGGGGAUUGAGAGGGAGUUGGCGAAAGCGGGUUGUGGCUUGGGAGGUGGGGUGUUCAGGAUGCCGUUCGGGUGUGAGAGGUUUCCUGGGAAGGUCUUCUGGACGAGUGGGGAGGCGGAUGUGGUGUUUGUGUCUGAGGAGGGGUGUAUUGGGCAUGCUAGAGGGGCGUUUAGGGUGAAGGGGGGAGUGGAUGGGGCGGUGGACUUCAUACCUGUGAAGGCGGUUGAUGGAUGA